AUGGAUGUGAAAUUCACGCCUUUACCGCCUUAUCAGGUACACAAGGCACCUCAUCGAUAUGUUCGAUGGGGAUUACCCCUGGCUACUGUGGUGUUGAUUCUUUUAGUCUGGCCUGUUCCACUCCCCUGGAAGGUGGUAGAGCCUUUGGACAUCCCUAUUCCAGCCACAUGGGACGAAAUACUCCCUUUGCAGUCGCUGGAAUACCACAAUUGCGGUGAUGAAUUCCAAUGCGCGAGACUGGAAGUGCCUAUGGACUACGAGCGGACGGAUGGACAAGGUCGCACAUUCGCCCUAGCUAUUGUCCGGCUGCCAGCCAAGGUCCCAGUCACAGAUCUGCGGUAUGGGGGCGCGGUUCUGAUCAACCCUGGUGGACCUGGCGGACCGGGAACAAUGCAAGCGUUCGUGGCGGGUCGCAAUCUCCAGCUGAUCAUUGAUGCGGAGGCCGACCCACUUGAGACCGAAGAGAAGACUGGCGAUAAAUAUUUUGAUAUUAUCGGGUUUGAUCCUCGUGGAGUAGGAUCCACAACACCUCCAGUGAUGUGUUUUCCUGAUCCCGUAUCCCAAAGGAACUGGGAGUUGCAAGUUUCAGCAGAAGGCAUGCUAGGAAGUGGACCGGAUUCCUUGCAGAGAAACUGGCAGCGAACCGAAGCGCUAAACUCGGGUUGUUCGGUAUUCGAUAUGUUGAGUCUAGGAGCGGACGAACCAAUGAUGUCCUAUGUCAAUACACCGCUUGUCGCGCAGGACAUGUUGACAAUCAUCGAACGUCAUGGAGAAUGGCGUGAGAAGGAAGGCCGAAGAGCCCAGACAGCCCACAACAAGUGUCAUGGACUGGAUGAUGGAAACACAAUCUUGAAACGCACUCAAUGGCACCGCGGAGAAGAGCCACUUCUGUAUUGGGGUCGCUCUUACGGUACCGUGCUGGGCACCACCUUUGCCUCGCUCUUCCCAGAGCGCGUUACACGAGCGGUUCUCGACGGCGUAGUUGACAUGGUAAAGUACUAUCAGGGAACGGGACCGAACGUUGUUGCUGACGCAGAUGCCAUAUUCGAUCGAUUUGGCCAGUACUGUAAUGAGGCUGGGCCCGCUGGGUGUCCCUUCUAUAUCGAGGGUGGUCCAGACGCUAUCAAGGCAGCGUACUGGCAACUUGAGCAGCAGAUUCUCAACACCUCAAUGCCUGUCAUGGCAUCUGCUGAUCGGGGACCUGAGGUUAUAACAUGGACGGACAUCAAAGAGAUUCAGCGUGUUGCCAUCUACCAACCCCUCCUUGCAUUCCCCGUCCUGGCAGACAGAAUGACCGAGUUGGGCAAGGGGAAUGCUAUUCCAAUGGCUGAUUUUAAACAGGGGAAUCAUUUCGGCGCAUGUCCAUCCAACAAGUGCAGUCUUGCUGGGCCUUGGUCACCAGAAUGCGCUACCACGCAAGAUAACUUUCUGUACGCCAUGGCUGCUAUUAUGUGCUCGGAUGCCGAAUAUUUGACCACUCUGAAUAUUGAGCAGUUCCGGGCAGAAUGGUCGAGCCUGCUGGCUGACAGUGCAUCUCUGGGUGAUUAUUGGGCACAGUUGCAAUUGAGCUGUGUUGGAUGGAAAGCCAAGGCUAAGUACCCUUUCGCAGGACCGUGGGGUACUACUACCGCUCAUCCCAUGCUCUUCGUCUCAAAUACUCUGGAUCCAGUGACUCCUCUCCACGGGUGUGUAUUCGCUCAUUGCUAG
Penicillium concentricum is the source of this 1707-nucleotide messenger RNA. RefSeq lists its product as uncharacterized. The transcript has 3 exons. Bases 1 to 1707 code for a protein of 568 amino acids. NCBI's taxonomy places the organism in Eukaryota, Fungi, Ascomycota, Eurotiomycetes, Eurotiales, Aspergillaceae. The record is from RefSeq and is a predicted model, not a curated record.